Molecule: messenger RNA, 3999 nt
Organism: Microtus ochrogaster (prairie vole)
Lineage: Eukaryota; Metazoa; Chordata; Mammalia; Rodentia; Cricetidae
Gene: Stoml1
Product: stomatin like 1
Cellular component (GO): plasma membrane
Source: RefSeq, a predicted model, not a curated record
GAGAGGCGAGGCGGGGCGAGGCUGACGCGGGCUGGGCAAGGCCGGCGCCCGGUGGAGGCGCUGGGCGUGUACCCGGUCAAAAGUCAUGUUCGGCAGGUCCGGCUACCGGGCGCUGCCCUUAGGGGAUUUUGAUCGUUUCCAGCAGUCAAGUUUCGGCUUUCUGGGUUCGCAGAAGGGGUGCUUGUCCCCAGAGCCGGCCGGCGUGGGGCCGGGGGCCGAUGCACCUGAGAGCUGGCCCUCCUGUCUCUGCCAUGGCUUCAUCAGUUUCCUGGGGUUCUUGCUGCUGCUGCUCACCUUCCCCAUUUCUGGCUGGUUUGCUCUGAAGAUCGUACCCACCUAUGAGAGGAUGAUCGUGUUUCGACUGGGCCGGAUCCGAACCCCCCAGGGCCCUGGCAUGGUUCUUCUCCUGCCCUUCAUUGACUCCUUCCAGAGGGUGGAUCUGAGAACCCGAGCUUUCAAUGUUCCUCCUUGCAAGUUGGCCUCUAAGGAUGGGGCUGUGUUAUCUGUGGGAGCUGAUGUCCAGUUUCGCAUCUGGGACCCAGUGCUCUCUGUGAUGGCUGUGAAGGACUUAAACACAGCUACUCGAAUGACCGCCCACAAUGCCAUGACCAAGGCCCUACUCAGGAGGCCGCUGCAAGAGAUCCAGAUGGAGAGGCUCAAGAUUGGUGACCAACUCCUGCUGGAGAUCAAUGAUGUGACCAGAGCUUGGGGCCUGGAGGUAGACCGUGUAGAGCUGGCAGUGGAGGCUGUGCUGCAGCCACCCCAAGACAGCCCAGCUGUGCCCAACCUGGACAGCACCCUCCAGCAGCUGGCCUUCCACUUGCUGGGGGGAAGCAUGAGCUCAGUGGUAGGAGGUGCUCCAUCCCCAGGACCAGUAGACACCUUGGAAAUGAUAAGUGAAGUGGAGCCGCCUGCCUCUCAUGCCGGGGCUGGGGAUGAGCCCAGCUCAAAGCAGCCCGUGGCUGAGGGGCUUCUCACUGCCCUGCAACCCUUCCUGUCAGAGGCACUGGUUAGCCAGGUUGGGGCCUGCUAUCAGUUCAACGUCAUCUUGCCUAGCGGCACCCAGAGUACCUACUUCCUGGACCUCACUGCAGGACAAGGCAGAGUGGGACAUGGAGCACCUGAUGGCAUCCCUGAUGUGGUGGUGGAGAUGGCUGAGGCGGACCUGCAGGCCUUGCUCUGCAGGGAACUGCGGCCCCUGGGGGCCUACAUGAGUGGGCGGCUGAAGGUGAAGGGUGACCUAGCUGUGGUCAUGAAGCUGGAGGCUGUCCUUAGGGCCUUGAAGUAACAGUGUUUGUUGUCCACCCAUGACCUAACCAUGAACCUGGUGCCAAGCCAGAGAAGCCUCUUGGGAUAGGAGGCAUUGGUCUGAGCUGCAGAAAAUUGAAGCCUGAAGGUGUUUCCAGCCCAGCCAGGAGCCCAGAAGGCUGGGAGACAACUAUUGCUGGUCAGUGCUGAGUCAGCUGUCCUGCACUUGAACCUGUGUGGUUCUCUGGACAGGCCUGUGCUCCGUCGAUCCCCAGCCAAGUGCCUAGUCCUGAGCUUACUACGGAGUGAAGACAGAGCCUGGCCUGCCCUGCCCAGCUGGUAACUUGACUGGACAGACAAGAGGCACAGGAGCAGCCUGUAUGUCACCCAUGGGAAGGACCAGAGCACAUGGAUCAUGGCUCUGACAUCCAGGGAGAUCAGAGAGUAGGGAAAAGUGGGGAGGGCAGCCCCCCAAGAAGAGGUUGCUGCAGUGGAGCCAGGCUGCCCCUCUUUUCUAUUGACAAGCCAGAACAGGCUAGGAGGGGAGGGGAUAGACAGAGGAGAGUUGUUUCUUCAGGGGGCCUGCUCCCGAGGACACCUGGUCUUGUCCAUCAGCUCCAUCAUGCAUGCUUGAGGAGCUGGCUCAGGGCAGCAUGUGGGAGAGCCCUGCUAUUCUGUGCUUACUAGAGGCUUGAGAGCCUCUGACAAAUAAAUGUGGCAUUUACAGCGUGCAUUGGAGAAGUGCAGCUGGCUGUGGGGCGCGGUGGGGCAAGUAAAGUCUAUAAGGCCCUAUGCCUCGCCAAGAGCCAAGGCUAGAGACUGACACAGGCUCUCGGGGCAUUUGAAGCUCUUCCUUCUGGGAAGAGCCCUGAACAUCAGGAGGAGGUGACUGUGGGUUGCUCUCUGUCUCUUUUUAUAGCGAGGGAACAGAUUUACCAGGGAAGUCGGGCAUGAGUACAAAAACUAACUGGAGAGCAAGGUGAGGGGCUCUUAACAUGUUCAGGUGCGGAGCCGGAGCCACUGUGAGCAGACGGGGUUGCUUCCCUGGCUGAUGAGGGAGAUAGAGCUUGCAGCCUGGCUGUUGGCUCAUCUGGCUUCUGCUCCACUGGUAGAGCCUCAGCUCACGACUAAAAAGUGAAUGUAACGUUCUAGAGGGGAUUGUAGAGGAAACCAAAUCGCACACCAAGCCCAUAGCCCUCAGCUUGUCUGCUGCCAGUGGCAGUCCUUCCUCCUGGGCCCUGGACUGGUACCAGGCCCUACAGUGUGUCCCUCUGUCUUUUCUGGUGCCAGAUGCUGUCUUGUAUUGCUAUAGGUUCUCCACCUGGCCUGGGCACUCCCUCAGAGCUAGUGUGGGUCCCACAGACAGUAGGGACCAUCUUGAGGCUUUCUCACUGAGGCUGUGUUCCAAAGCCCCGCUCUAGGCUCUGCUAGCUACCCAGUGCCCCUUAGAGUCUUUCCCUCCUGCCGAGCUCCCUCAGCUAUUGAGGAACCAUUUUCUUUUUUAUCCCCAAGAAAGCAGGUAAUGUCACUUUAUGUUUUUUAAAUGAUUAGAAUUUUUCUUUUAACAAAAUAAAAUAUGUUAAGGUAAAACAAAAUCAUCAUAUCUAAGUUGGAUAAGCCAAGCCAAAAGAAAAAAAAAAUAAAAGAACCCCAAGAGAAGGCAAAAGAAUCAGAGACCCACUUGUUCCCACACUCAGGGGUCCUAUGCAAGUCCUAGACAGAAAGCCGUAGCAUAAACCGGGGCCCCCGUGUGCCUCCUGCUUCAGCCUGAGUGCCUGUGAGCUUUGCUCAGUUGUUUUCGAGGGCCUUGUUCUCCUGACGUCCUCUGUCUCCCCCACUUCUGCCCUUUCUGUAGGGUCCCCUUAGCUCUGAGGGGGAUGAUUUGGUAGAGACAUCUCACUUAGAGCGGUGUGUUCCAAGGUCUGUCUCUGCACACUGUUCAGCUGUGGGGCUCUGGAUUCCCAUCUGCUGCAGGAGGAAGCCUCUCUGAUGAUGGCCGAGCAAGACCCUGACGUGUGAGUACAGCAGAGUGCCAUUAGGAGUUAUUUUAUUGUUACUUUUUUUUUUAGACCAGUAGUAUUUGGUUUUACCAUAGGUCUCUAAGUUAUCUGGACUCUGGUUCCUGGCUACCCAAGCAGUGUUCCAUCUCAUGGAGUAGGCCUUAGGUCACAUCAGACAUCCGCUGUUAGACCCACACAGUUUGUGUCACCGUUGCCCUACAUGUGCGACGUUUGUAGAUCAAGAUUUUGUAGUUGGGUUGGUACCUUUCUAGGUCAUAGACCUCAGAACUUUGGGAGUUGUAGGCACUAGCUCAACCCUUCCUUGUUCAGUGAGUUGUGUUCUCUUUGUGGGGCCUUGCUGCCAGUUUAUGGAGAACAACCUAUUGUCUUGGCAAUAGCCUGGAUUGCUUGGGGAUUUCCAUGGGACCCUCUUUGUCAACAACUCAGUUGGAUGAAACCCAGUCCUGGCACUGCAAGCUUUGUUUGGUGACACAAGAUGGCCAAUGGGAGUUUCCAUACCAGCCCUCAAAUGCCCUUCAGUUCUAACUGUCUUUUCCCUCCUUCCCUCUCUCAACCCCAUCCCCCUCCCUUCUCACCUGGACCUCCUGUUUUCUCCUCCCCCCCUACUGCUUCAGUCCCUCCCCCUACCAGGGAGAUCCAUAUAUUCCCACCCCAAGUCCCUGUAUGCCUUGCCUCUCUGGAUUGUAGCUUGGUUAUUAUUUAUUUAAACUAAUGUCCAGAUAUAAGUGAG